Messenger RNA from Zerene cesonia (dogface butterfly), 1207 nucleotides. RefSeq names its product allatostatin-like (gene AST-C). The coding region runs from base 94 to 477 and encodes 127 amino acids. NCBI's taxonomy places the organism in Eukaryota, Metazoa, Arthropoda, Insecta, Lepidoptera, Pieridae. The record is from RefSeq and is a predicted model, not a curated record. The transcript is spliced from 4 exons.
UGCUUCCAUAAACCAUCUACGAAACGGCACGCGGAAGGCUUCGUAGCUCGCUGAAACUUUCUUGCGUUGGACUUAGCGUAAAGGUACUUCAAAAUGAACUUUUUCACUUCCUACAGCAGUAUUGCGUUAGUGAUGGGCUCUCUGACCUUCUUCCUCAUGACUUCACUAGUAGUUACAGCACCAAUGGAUACGGAAGAGGAGCAGGUGGAAAACGCUCUGAUAAGUAGACCAGAUAUGGUCGACAACGAUCUUACCUGGAAUGGUAUCAAUUCCGCUGCACUACGCAAAAUGCUUCUGCAAAUGGACGCUGAAGACAGAUUUGGAAUCAACCGUGAGAGUCGGUCGUGGCCACGACAGUCGCGUGGUUGGGGCGCCCGGAGUCUCGAGGGACAAAUCUCUCGCCCGUGGCGCGCUGACAAGCGUCAGGCACGCUUCAGACAAUGCUACUUCAAUCCCAUCUCCUGCUUCCGGAAAUAAACACAUAUCUACACGGCCUGUUUUCUUGAUGACCAUUGCCAACACGUCAAAAAGCUAGUUAAUAUAAUUAUGACUAUACAAUGUAAAUAAACAUUCUGCUGGAGUUAAUGAAACAAUCGUAGUACCUAGAAUGGUAUUUUUGUAAGGUUAGGUAAUUCAGAACAUGUUAGCUUUUAUUUUUGUUCAGUGCCUAUGUAAUUGGAUCUCACGGCACUUAGACGUAUUUUCUCGGUUAGUCGUAUUUCAUUGUAACGCACACGCCAUAAAAACAGUCACGUAUCUGUCUAAUACGGGCGUAACCUUUUUUCCCUGUUUUUAUUUCAACACGACUUACGAGAUACUCGCGUUCUCAACACAUUGUAAAACCGUAAAAGCCUCAAAUUGGUGCGACUUCGUUUCAGUAAUACCAUACGAGGUAUUUUUUAUAAAUGAUUCGAAAAAUUUUCUUGGCAAUGAGACCAAUUGUAUUAACACUUAGUAUAAGUGCAUUUACGUACCAAGAGAGAUUAUACAGACACCGUUUCAAAUGUUGACCAAGCUUGCAAAGGAUAAAUUGUUAUAAAGAGAAAGAAUAAUAUAUACCUAUUUCUAUAACCUAUUACAUUCUCUUUUACUAUAUAUUAUCUUUCUUCAUGUACCUACAUUUACUUAAGGAUGCAAUAGCAUAGAAUUCAUUAGAAGGCAGUUAUAAUUACUGAAUAAAAGUUGUUGUCUGUACUGUUUGUUUCCA